This is a messenger RNA of Glossina fuscipes, 1469 nucleotides long. RefSeq lists its product as uncharacterized. The transcript is spliced from 2 exons. The record is from RefSeq and is a predicted model, not a curated record. The coding region runs from base 57 to 1382 and encodes 441 amino acids. Lineage: Eukaryota; Metazoa; Arthropoda; Insecta; Diptera; Glossinidae.
UCAUUCUAGUUUUGUGUCCGCCACAACGUAAGCAAAACUUUGUAAAAUCGCCGAAAAUGAAGCAGUUCCUUAUUGCUUUAGUUACCAUUGCUAUUGCGUCGGCAGAUGUAAGUCACUUGCCUACCAAAGGUUACUUACCUCCACCCGCUCUUUCAGUAGCAGCAAGUCCUGAGGAGAAUGCUGAUCAUAUUCCCGCAUCUCCAAUUUUACAAACUAUUGAUAGUCAUCCCACCAAUGUAUAUCCGCCUGUCUUGAGCGAAGCUGCUAUAAACGAACCGGUUCCAGCUCAUGUACUUACCGAUAAUGGCUACCAUUACAAAAAUCCGCAUCGCGUACAGCGUGACGUCAGUUUGUCACCUUCAAAUGCAUAUUUGUCCCCAUUAGUAGAAAAUUCAGUUGCGUCGACCGAAGAUUAUUCGGGACCAAUUGCCGAUGCGGAAACUACAAACGAUGGUUAUCGUUAUAAAACGCAAAAGCGUUUUAUAUACCGUCGUCAACGCCGUGAUGUGAAUCAUUUGUCAAGUCAAGAAUACUUACCUCCCAGCCAGGAGGAAGAUAAUACACAAUCUAUCAAUCAUGAGAACCAAACUGAUGAGCAGUCAACAAUUGCAGAGCCUGGCCACGAGCUUACUCCAGACGGUUAUCAUUAUAAAACCCAAAAACGUUUAGUCUACCGUCGUCUACGCCGUGAUGUCAGCCACGUACCCAAUAAUAAUUAUUUACCUCCAGGUGGGGAGCACAGAAUCGGCCAAGACUCAGUUGGUACUGAAACAGCUCACAAUGCACUUGUUAGUCAAGAUCACGCUUCCGGAACAUUCACGGAGACUAUAAAACCCGCUGAAGAAAACCCUCUCACGGCUGAACCUAAACCUGCUCAUCAUCUUACCGCUGAUGGUUACAGUUAUAAAACACAAAAGCGUUUAGUAUAUCGUCGGCAACGCCGGGACGUCGAUCAGCCAUCUGACGAACAAUAUUUGCUUCUAGAUGAACAAUUACCUCUUGAUCAAGGUAUUGUCAAUUCUGAAGUAGUUCAUAAUACACACGAUCAAGAGCAAGAAAGGGACGCUCUUAAAGAAAAUCCCGACCCUGUUAAAGAAUAUCCUGUUAUUAAUGAGCCUAAAUCAGCCCAUCACCCCGCCAAUGAUGAGUACAAUCAUAAGAUACCGAAAAGCUUGGCUUACCAUCGUCAGCGUCGUGAUGUUAGUCACGUGCUGUCCAGAGAAUACCUGCCACCAAGCAAUGAGUUAAGCCCAGCAACACCCCCUAAAGAAUAUUUACCACCUACCGAAAAUGCCAACGAAGAACCGCAACCAGCUCAUCAGUUAACCGACGACGGCUAUCAUUACAAAACACAACGACGUGUAGUCUAUCGUCGGUUCUAAAUAAAAAAUUAAAUCACUCGCAAUUUCUUCAAAACUCCUAUUCAAGUAUUAACUAAAAUUGUAUUAACUCAUUCAAGAAGUAAAGAA